Messenger RNA from Solanum verrucosum, 1285 nucleotides. RefSeq names its product cinnamoyl-CoA reductase-like SNL6. The transcript is spliced from 5 exons. The record is from RefSeq and is a predicted model, not a curated record. NCBI's taxonomy places the organism in Eukaryota, Viridiplantae, Streptophyta, Magnoliopsida, Solanales, Solanaceae. Gene Ontology annotation, biological process: steroid biosynthetic process. Gene Ontology annotation, molecular function: 3-beta-hydroxy-Delta5-steroid dehydrogenase (NAD+) activity. The coding region runs from base 92 to 1033 and encodes 313 amino acids.
ACCCAAACUUAAAACUUAGUUCUCUCUCUUAUAUAGAAAAAAAAAAAGUUGUCUAUUGACUUGAAAAUAGCAAUCAAUUUAUAAUCUCAAAAUGGCUCCAGCUUCUUACAAUUGUAUUUUCAAUACAAUAUGUGUAAUGGACGCUUCCACUCGAUUAGGCACAAAGCUAGUAAAACGUCUUCUCAAGAGAGGUUACACUGUUCAUGCAGCUAUUCAAAAUCAUGGCGAGUCGUCGUCGUUGAAGAGGAUUGAAUGUGAAGAGAAGAAAUUGAAGAUAUUUGAGUCGGACCCUUUUGAUUAUCAUAGUAUUCUUGAUGCUUUGAAGGGUUGUUCUGGUUUGUUCUACUCAUUUGAACCUCCAGCAGAUUAUCCUACUUACGAUGAAGAAAUGGGAGAAGUGGAGGUGAGGGCAGCACAUAAUGUAUUGGAAGCAUGCGCACAAACAGACACAAUAGAAAAAGUAGUUUUUACUUCCUCAGCAACUACAAUUAUUUGGGGACAUGAUAAAGAUUCUGCACCAUCUAUUGAUGAAAGACAUUGGACUGACAUCAACUUUUGUCGUAAAUUCAAGUUGUGGCAUGCUAUGUCAAAAACACUAGCAGAGAAGACAGCUUGGGGAUUGGCAAUGGAUAGAGAAAUAAACAUGGUGACUAUUAACUCAGGACUGUUAAUGGGUCCUGAAUUAACCAUUACUAAUCCUUAUCUGAAAGGUGCAGCUGAGAUGUAUGAAGAUGGUGUGUUUGUGACUGUUGAUCUUGAUUUCUUGGUGGAUGCCCACAUUUGUGUUUAUGAAGAUAUAGCAUCAUAUGGUAGAUAUUUGUGCUUCAAUCACAUCAUUAACCAAAAACAAGAUGCUCUUAACCUUGUCCAAAUGUUGUCCCCUUUGCCUUCUCUACCUCAAAGUUUGGAGGAAGACACAACGAUAAUACAACAAAGGAUCAGCAACAAGAAAUUAAACAAGCUUAUGGUUGACUUUAGAGGAUGCCAGCCUCAAAUGAUGGACCAAAAUGCAAAUCAAGACAUUUGCUUAUGAUGAAAAAACUACAUAUUAAAUCAAAGGGAUCUGAAUCUCUUAUCCAAGUGUACAAAUAAUGUCCAAGUGCAAAUCAAAUGCGAUAAAAUUACUUUUCCCAAACCCCACUUCCCAAGUAGGCAAGUUACUAAAAAAGUUGCUCCUAAAAAGAAAGAAAAAGAGAGGACACAUAGAUGGCUAAAUGCAAGGCAUGUAAUCAUGUUUAUGUACAAAAGUCAAUAAAUUAAAAAACACCAUGUGAAUUAUGAGUUG